Messenger RNA from Haliotis rufescens (red abalone), 1916 nucleotides. RefSeq lists its product as uncharacterized. The record is from RefSeq and is a predicted model, not a curated record. Lineage: Eukaryota; Metazoa; Mollusca; Gastropoda; Lepetellida; Haliotidae. The transcript has 3 exons. Bases 354 to 986 code for a protein of 210 amino acids.
UCGUCUCGCGGACUCGUCAAACCGGUUACUUUGCAUAAAUAGAUAGAAAAAUGCCCGACAUUUAUGACAAGACUUUAACCGAGAACCACUGAGGGCUUAUCCGACUGAAACAAUCGUGCGACGGGUACCCGGAUUCAGAGAGGGGGUGGCGGAUGACGUAAGAAACUGGACUUAAUCAUUGGGAAUGUUGACAGGCUUGCCUGAAGACCUACAUGAAUGAGUUCCGUCCCGCCGCGACUUAAUUAUGUGCAUGAAUAAAAACCAACAGCAGAUUUCAUUCAAGAGACGGCACGGUUCGUACUAGCAGACGACGGAUUAACGACCUGUCACAAAUCGUUGGUCCAGACUCCAAGAUGGCGGAUUGGGUAGCAGACGACACCGGGGUGUAUGAAAACGGUCAUUUAUUCAGCAGGAGCAGCUCGACCAGUAGUGGACGGUCCAGCGAAGGAGCUUCUGGGAGGAGGGACCACCGACUUAAAGCAGACGAGAACGAGAAUUUGGACAGGGCAUCAAUAGGCAGUGGGGCCAGUGCUUCUUCCAGCGAGAGAGGAAUCAGCCUGGGAGGUGGCAGACAGUUGACAGAAGAGAGUCUCACAGACAGAUACAGCGGAAUCAACACCAACGGGUCGGCUCCACGGAUUCCACCGAAGGACCCCAUCAUCACCGGCAAGAUGAAGAAACCUGCUCCAAGUGUGCCUUCCAUUAUAACAUCUCCUGUGGAUUCAAUACCAGAGGAAGACAUCACGAUACCAAACGACGGCUGCCUCCACAACUUCACCGCCGACGAGAUGGCCACCUUCUUCCGGUACAUGCGCGUCGAAGACAGGCUCAUCAACCACAUGCAUCGGAAAGGUCUCGACGGCAAGAAAUUCUCUCGUCUCAAAGAUUCCGAAAUGGACGGGUUAGGCCUAAAUAACCCAAUCAUCAAAUACUUUAGAGAAAAGAGCAUGAAAAGGACCAAAGGGAGAAUGCCGUUUCUGCUAUGAUUUGAAUCAGAGGACAAUAAAACUCAGGACAUGAAAAUAAUAGCGCAGUUAGGCAAUAUCACUGGGAACCACACGACGCAUGUUCUUGCUCAGGACAUUGGUGAAAUGACCAGUUUAACCACAAAUGUUGUGUUCAUCACUGGGAGAAAGAAAAUUUGUGGGUGUUGACACUUGGUGAUACCUACCACAUAACUGUUUAUGUGUGUACCUCUAAACGCCAUCUGGAUUUAUUUCAUAUAUGUUUAUAUUAAGUCAUAUUUUCAUAACAAAACCAUCAGAUACCGUGAAAAUGUCCCUUCACAUUAUAAUUCAUAAAAUAGGGAUUUCAAUCAAUUCAUUUCAUAAAUCCCUUGUGUUUCUGUAUGUUCAAAGUACGCAAAUAUCAAAAGUCCAUCAAAUAGUCCAUCAAAUUAGUCUAAUGGUGAGAUUAUAUGGCGUUAUUGAAGGACAUCGAGCGACGUUUCUGAGCACUUAAUCCCUAACUACAGGAACCAUAGCAUUGAAUGUUGAACUGUACAUAGAUCAUAUGCAAUUUCAAAUCAAAAUGAUAUUAAUCCCCUUUACAUAAUGUGAUAUGUAACCUCGAAUGAACGUGACAAAGUGUAAUCUAUGUAUGUAUUGUAUUUAUCGAGAAUAUAUCAUUUUCAUUAAUGAAUUCAUUUUUACCAAUCAAAAAACAAACAGACACUCAAAGGCGCAAGCGAUUGUCACCACAGGGAAGGCUUCGUUGAUUAUCCAACAUUGGUCAGCGGUCAGUGAUUGAAAGUGACCAACGUUCCAACUGCUUUGUGAAACGAGAAAACAUGACUCUACCCUUCCAGUGGGCGAUAUAUGACUGUUCUACCAUUGCUGGUUCAAUUGUGUCUUGGUUUUGUACCAAUCGUUGUCAAAACGCUUCCGUUCAUUAAAUACAAAAUUCAUUGAACAGUC